AUGGCCGGCGUUACUGGCAGUCUUCCGAGCCUUGAGUCUUCGCUGGCAUCAUCUCAGUCUGAGAAGGCUUUUAUCGUUGGUCCGGGGCAUGCCCCUAUUCCUUCACAAUUGGUGUCAAAAAUUAUAGGUGACCAGUUUGUCGAAUUGGCAGAUUUGUUGUCCGCGAACCUCCGAGCGGUGGAGCAGGAGCCGCAAACGUUCCUCGAUGGUAAGCUCAUGGUUUCCUCGUCAAAACGCGGGCAAGUGGAAAUAAAAGACAUUUUGACUUGGACCGAAGCCUUCGCUAUUUUUCAGAUGGUGCUGUGUGCAGCUCACCCUCAUCGUUGGCCCGAUCUGCUCAAGUAUAAGCUGCUCAUCAUUCAAACGGCU
Molecule: messenger RNA, 369 nt
Organism: Porites lobata
Lineage: Eukaryota; Metazoa; Cnidaria; Anthozoa; Scleractinia; Poritidae
Source: the annotation of a GenBank genome assembly